Neodiprion fabricii is the source of this 2802-nucleotide messenger RNA. RefSeq names its product synembryn-A (gene ric8a). Lineage: Eukaryota; Metazoa; Arthropoda; Insecta; Hymenoptera; Diprionidae. The transcript is spliced from 10 exons. The record is from RefSeq and is a predicted model, not a curated record. Bases 320 to 1882 code for a protein of 520 amino acids. Gene Ontology annotation, molecular function: guanyl-nucleotide exchange factor activity; G-protein alpha-subunit binding. Gene Ontology annotation, cellular component: cytoplasm. Gene Ontology annotation, biological process: G protein-coupled receptor signaling pathway.
ACGACUGUCACGCACAGUCGCAAAUGUAUUACAUGUAAAUACAUACCUAUAGUCACACGCUUCGUAGGGCUUCUGUAGAAGCACGUAUAGGUUCGUCACGAAGAAGCCGGGACCGAAGUCCGAAUUACAGUUUGCAGGUUUCGCGUUCUAAUAUACGAUACACCACAAAAUUCAUGAACAUAUUCUAAGUGCUCUAAAAUGUAAUCAAGUGUUAACGCAGUUUCGUUAUUAUACCUUUUCAACAAUACAACGAACGCUGUGUAAUUGCGGCAUUGUAUACUAUACAAUAAACCUAUACGUCACUGACAGUUCGAGAAGGAUGAUACAGAACAUGGGAGUUGUGAAAUUUGAUAUUUUUUCUGGGAGUUCCGAUGAAUUAACUCAAAAUUUGAGUCAAUUCAUUGCUGAGCAUGAAACACAGAGGAAUUUUACCGAGCUUAAUGAAAAUAAUCUGAGAAACAGAAUUUGGACACAGUUAUUCGAUACCCUCAAUAACGAGGAGUAUAAGUCAACACAUCAAUUGUGUCUAAGUGCACUCAGAUUACUCAGCCGAGAUAAAACUGACAUUGAUGAGUUGGUGACAGAAUCAAGAAUAGCAACUCUAUUAAGAUUUGCCUACUUAGACACUAACCUUGACAAUGAAAAUGUUGCUUCCAAUUCCGAAACUGUCGUGGAAACUUUAAAAGUGCUAUGUAAUUUGAUAUACAACAGUCAACAGGCAAGGACCCUUGUGAUACAAACAUCAUCUUGCCUCUCCCAAACAGUUCAACGAUUGAGCAAGCAAAGAAGCGAACUGACACACGAAGGCAGACUGUUUCACCUUAGACUACUUUUUCUAGUUACUGCUCUAUGUAUAAAUACUAGAAGUAAAGUUAAAACUGAAUUGAACGCAGAAGUCCAUCUUAUUGAGAUGCUGGAAGAAACUUCUGAGCAGCUUAGAAAUAGGCCACAAUCCGUUCUCAAGGUCAAUGAUCAUGCUAUUGCCUGUGAAGUUUUGAAAGUUUUAUUCAACCUUUACAUACGAGCCGAAGAUGAACAGACGGAAGAGGAAAAGAAUGAAAAAUUAGUAUCUAUUUUGUACGAGCUACUGAUAUGCGAAACUAUUGAAAAUCAGGAUGAACUCAUAUCGCAUGCUGUGAAUUUGUUAACAGUAGUACCAAUAAAUUCGUAUAGCACAUUAAUUCCACCCGUGCAGAGCGAUAAUGUGAAACUAGUCUAUCACAACAUGGAUAUGAGGGCAGUUUCUACGCUAUUGAAAUUUUUGAACAAACGUCUAGAUUCUGAAACUGAUCUGACAGAAAAUAUCUCACCAAUUGCUACGGUUCUAAUAAGACUCGCCAGAGCUCAACGGUUGGCUCGAAAGUACAUUCGAUUACAGAUACUUCCACCAUUGAAAGAUGUUAUGAAACGACCUGAGGAAGGUAUAACGCUUAGAGCAAAGUUGUGUAAGCAAUUAACUAAUCCACAAACAGACCUCAGAGAUUUAGUGGCAGAGCUGAUUUUUAUACUUUGCAAAGAAAGUGUUGCUAGAAUGGUAAAAUACACGGGGUACGGAAAUGCAGCUGGCAUGUUCGCAAAUAAAGGACUUCUCGGAGGUCGUCAACCAAAAACAAAUUAUUCAUCCGAAUCAGAGGACAGUGACACAGAUGAAUACAUUAAAUACAAGGAACAAAUUAAUCCAAUAACUGGCUGUUACGAAAGUCCAAAGCCUAAUCCUUUGGAAGGAAUGAGUGAGGAACGAAAGGAAUAUGAGGCUGUUCAGCUUGCUAAUCUAAUGGAUAAAUUGACGAGGGAAGGAAUUGUACAGCCAUGUCGAAUUGGAGAAGAUGGCAAACCAAAGCCGAUAGAACAUGUUUUAGAGUUACAGAACGAUUCUAAAUAAGUCUCACAGAUCAAAAUUUACCUACAUUCUCUAUUACCUCUUUCUUGAAGUAUAGAGUUCCCAGCCAAUAAGAUCGCAUCGAGAUCAUACCAUAAUUAUUACUUAUUUAUGCUUUGACCACUGCAUAUACGCUGUGUUAAUUUAUUUAUUAUCACUUUCCGUUUUGUUUUAAUUGAUCUAAUUGCUCUGUAGUUUUCAAAUAAUAUCCACUUAAUUGAAGCGAUAUAAAUGAUUGUAGGUACUUAUGCUUUAAUUAAACAUUAUUAAAUGACGUACAUAAGUAUUCAUUUACUCUGUACCAUUCGCGUCAUUUUAUUUAAUUUUUUUUUUUUUUUUUUGGAACUACCCAAGUUAUAUUAUUUUUUUUUCACUUCGUACGUUUUCAAUGCCUUCUCUAAAUGUUUUUAAAUUACAAUAAUUUAGCAUGCAUAGAUAUGCGUCAUGAGCUGGUGUUGUUAAAGAAAGCAAGGCUAAGAUUUCAUUUCAGUUGGUCUAUUUCCUUACAUUUCAAGAAUUCUACACUCCAGGUAUUGUAUAAAUCUGAAUCAACCAUGAUUUGCUGAAAAUCAUUAGCUCGUGUGUAAAACAAUUGUAGAAAUGAAUAAAGACCCACUUGGUUUGCUUACUUUAUUGAAAAAGAACAAAGAACAACGUUACAAAUUAAACAAUUGGCAGGAAAUAAAAAAUAUAACAGUUUCGAAAAUCACAUGAAAUGUUAAACAUUACAAUUUUCUUUGUUUCUUGUAACUUGUGUUAUGUGCUUUGUGAGCAUCACAAUAUUAUUAUUGCAUUGCAGCCUAUGUGCACACAAGAAUGUAUGCCCCUACAUAUUUUAGAGAACUGCUUUAGUGAUAGAGUAAUUUGAAAAUACCUUAAUAUAGAACAGUUUGUAUAUAUUGGCAGUUAAUGUCUAAUCGAGU